Messenger RNA from Opisthorchis viverrini, 234 nucleotides. RefSeq lists its product as hypothetical. The transcript has a single exon. The record is from RefSeq and is a predicted model, not a curated record. Lineage: Eukaryota; Metazoa; Platyhelminthes; Trematoda; Opisthorchiida; Opisthorchiidae. Bases 1 to 234 code for a protein of 77 amino acids.
AUGAAAUCGGGAGGUGAAAGUCCUCCUAUGGAUUUGUCCAUGUCCCUCGGUAUCCAUAGUCCAGAACAGCAACCAUCCGUACCAGCGCGUUACUAUCGUGACAGUAGUCGAACUUCCGUUUAUCCUGCUCUGACCCUGUUAGCAUCGACCACAGCCACAAACUGCGGAGCAGCCAGGGUGAUCAGAGCUGACAGAAAUGUAACGGAAUACCGCUUACUGUCAGCGACAGCAUGA